Fraxinus pennsylvanica is the source of this 1797-nucleotide messenger RNA. The record is from the annotation of a GenBank genome assembly. Lineage: Eukaryota; Viridiplantae; Streptophyta; Magnoliopsida; Lamiales; Oleaceae.
AUGGCGACAAUUUCUUCAUCAAUACGUUGUUGUUCAUCAUCAUCAUCAUCAUCAUCUUAUUCAAAUUCUUCCUAUAUUGAGGUUCAUCAGAAAAAUGUACCCUUUUCAUUAGUUUCUCCGAAAAGAUUGGCGGCAAAAAAGGUUUCUUUACAGUCUAAGUGCAACCCAUAUUCUGAUGUGAUUAUCAUGCAAGAUGGUGCUGUGGGCACAACAGCUGCCACAACAGAAAAUAAGGCUCCUUUGAAGAAAUUGAAAGAUGAGUUAUUGUCAAUUAUCCCUCCUGACGAACACAAAGAGCCGAUUGAAGUGCGUGGAAAUAAUGAUAAAUCGACUGUCAGUAUCACUGUUGUGGGGGCCUCUGGUGACCUUGCCAAGAAGAAGAUAUUUCCAGCACUUUUUGCGCUUUAUUACGAGGAUUGUCUCCCUGAGCACUUCACCAUUUUCGGUUAUUCACGUAGUAAGAUGACAGAUGCAGAGCUAAGAAAUAUGGUUAGCAGGACUCUCACUUGUAGAAUUGACAAGAGGGAAAAUUGUGAUGAAAAGAUGGAACAGUUCCUACAAAGAUGUUUUUACCAAUCAGGCCAAUAUGAUUCUCAGGAGAAUUUUAUGGAAUUGGAUAAAACACUCAAGGAACAUGAGUCUGGAAGGAUUUCCAAUCGACUUUUCUACUUAUCAAUCCCACCAAAUAUAUUUAUAGAUGCUGUAAGAUGCGCGAGUCUAUCUGCUUCUGCUUCAGAUGGCUGGACAAGGGUCAUUGUAGAGAAACCUUUUGGUAGGGAUUCGGGAUCCUCGGCUGCUUUGACUAGAGCUCUCAAGCAAUAUUUGGAGGAGGAUCAGAUUUUCAGGAUAGAUCACUAUCUCGGGAAGGAGCUAGUAGAGAAUCUUUCUGUCCUGCGUUUCUCAAACCUUAUCUUUGAACCCUUAUGGUCAAGGCAGUAUAUAAGAAACGUGCAGUUUAUAUUCUCUGAGGAUUUUGGUACUGAAGGAAGGGGAGGUUAUUUUGAUCAUUAUGGAAUAAUUAGAGACAUAAUGCAAAAUCAUCUGCUCCAAAUACUGGCCCUCUUUGCCAUGGAAACACCCGUCAGUUUGGAUGCGGAAGAUAUCAGGAACGAAAAGGUUAAAGUUUUGCGUUCCAUGAGGCCCUUACGUGUUGAUGAUGUGGUCAUUGGGCAAUACAAGAGUCACACAAAAGGAGGUGUCACCUAUCCAGGAUAUACAGACGACAAAACUGUACCUAAAGACAGCUUAACCCCAACUUUUGCUGCAGCUUCGCUAUUCAUUGAUAAUGCGAGAUGGGAUGGUGUGCCUUUCCUAAUGAAAGCCGGGAAAGCCUUACAUAAUAGGAGGGCUGAGAUAAGGGUUCAGUUUAGACAUGUUCCUGGUAAUAUAUACAAUCGAAACUUUGGGACUGAUCUUGACCGAGCAACAAAUGAGCUUGUCAUCCGUGUCCAGCCCGAUGAAGCUAUUUAUUUGAAGAUCAAUAACAAAGUCCCUGGCUUGGGAAUGAGAUUGGACCGGAGUAAUCUGAAUCUUCUAUACAAAGCAAGAUACUCCAAGGAGAUUCCUGAUGCAUAUGAGAGACUUCUUUUAGAUGCCAUUGAAGGUGAAAGGAGACUUUUCAUCCGAAGUGAUGAAUUGGAUGCUGCUUGGUCUCUCUUUACACCUGUGUUGAAGGAUCUUGAAGAGAAGAGAAUAAUCCCGGAGUACUAUCCUUAUGGAAGUCGUGGUCCAGUUGGGGCUCAUUACCUCGCAGCCAGAUACAAUGUUAAAUGGGGCGAUCUUGGGGUUGACGAAUGA